Messenger RNA from Armigeres subalbatus, 1227 nucleotides. RefSeq names its product leucine-rich repeat-containing protein 40-like. Gene Ontology annotation, molecular function: protein binding. NCBI's taxonomy places the organism in Eukaryota, Metazoa, Arthropoda, Insecta, Diptera, Culicidae. Bases 205 to 1155 code for a protein of 316 amino acids. The transcript is spliced from 2 exons. The record is from RefSeq and is a predicted model, not a curated record.
UUUACUCGUCAGCUUUUGUAUAAAAACGAACAUCGAAUUUGUACAUUUUCUUCAUUUCCUACAUUUAAAGUCCUGCUAUUUCUUUGCUUCGGGCAUCAAUUGACAUCCGCCUGCUACGCUACCGCAAACGAACAGUUAUUCAUCCAUGAUUUCAUUUUGGAUGGUUCCACUCCACUUGAAAUACCGCCAAACUACGCCCCGAUAAUGGACCUCCAUCUGAUAAACGUAACUAUCGAAAACUCAACGGCUGAUACUUUCGGUUUGCUUGGCCCUAGUGUUGCUGAACUUCAUCUGAUCAAAUGUACGGCGUCGGAAGUCUUCCUGAACCCCUUCGUUAUCGCAUUGGUGAUUGAGGAUAGCAAUGUCUCUGAGGUAAUCCCACAUUGUGUGGGGCAGAACGAGACAUUCAACGUUGAGGAAAUUCAUUUCAGAAAUACUCAAAUUGCAUCCUUUCCUCGUAACAUCAGCAGGUUAACUAAGUUGAAAAAAAUAAUGUGCAUCGAAUCUAAGCUGCGGAUGUUAGACUUCGAUUCGCUGAGUAACCUGAAGGAGCUGGAAAUAAUCACAUUUUGCGAUUCUUUUAUCUCAGAAGUAGUGAACAACAAACUGAUGGAACUGCCGAAAUUAACUUUGGUGAACCUGUCGCGUAAUCAAAUCAGUCACAUUCCUACAACAAAAUGGAACACACCUCUACUACUAUAUCUUCUGCUGGACAAUAAUAAUUUGAGGCAAUUUCCACAGAUAAAGCAUUUUCCUCGCAUCGAGUUGAUAAGUCUAAACUACAAUACAAUAACGAACAUUGACAUGGAAGAUGUGUCUGGUAUGGAACAUCUGCACACAAUAUGUUUACGGGGAAAUCAACUAUUACACCUGGAAGCUUCUGCGAAAAUUCACCUACCAAGUCUCGGAUAUUUGAAUGUUGAUCACAAUCGUCUCCGGGUUCUGGAUAUCAGCAAGUGGAAUGUACCAGCUUUGAAUGUUUUAAACGUCAGUAACAAUCAGUUACGUAUGAUUGUGGAUUUCGAGUCGCUUGCUGAUACUUUGACAUUGUUCAAUGCUACCGACAACCCAUGGGACUGCGAAUGGGCUCUUUUCACCAUGGUUGAUUUUAAGAUGAGCAUCCAGUCGGAGUGGGCCAAAGCUUGUUUAGUAUAGAUUGUAGUUCCCUAACUGAAUUGAUUUUGAUGUAAGCCGCGAAUAGCAAAUAAAUGAUAAAUAUAAGACACG